Molecule: messenger RNA, 2418 nt
Organism: Ictalurus punctatus (channel catfish)
Lineage: Eukaryota; Metazoa; Chordata; Actinopteri; Siluriformes; Ictaluridae
Gene: tspan10
Product: tetraspanin-10
Exons: 3
Coding region: 119-1129 (336 amino acids)
Cellular component (GO): membrane
Source: RefSeq, a predicted model, not a curated record
GCUCUUUUACACUGCUGCUCUCUCACAAGCACUCUCUUUAUCUCUGCCUUUUUUCUUGCUUCUUUAGUAUUGACCAGCAUGCAACUGGGCACAGAGUGUCCUAUACUAGUAAUAAGAGAUGAGCUCCUUUUGGCUUUCAAGGUGGAUUCCUUUUUUCUGGAAGCCGAUGUCAAAAAUGCAAGAUGACAUGACCAAACCACUCAUAUCAAAGGUAACCACUAGGAAUGGCGUUCAAUACCAGGGCACAGAUAUCAACAAAGAGAGACAAACCGAUUUCAGCUCAUCAAGCCAUGACGAGCAAACCAUACCGUCACCAUGGACCUUUUCCUGUUCACAGACCCACAAUUCCUCUGAUCUGACUGGAUUUCUGCUGAAAUACGUGUUCGUCACUAGCAACCUUCUCUUCUCUGGGCUGGGCCUGGCCACCUUAGUACUUGGGUUCUGGGGUCUUGUGAACAAGGAAUCCUUUGCUCAGGAGAAGCUGGAUGGCCUUGGCACUGAUCCCAUGCUGCUCUUUGUUUUUCUGGGCUUGCUGCUUUCACUGCUUUGUCUGACAGGCUGUGUGGGAGCACUGAGGGAGAACCACUGCCUGCUGCGUAUAUUCUCUUUAAUGCUGGUAAUUCUUGUAGCAGCCCAGGUCCUGGUGGCCAUUGUGGCCUAUAGCCUGCAGGGCUGGAUUACUGAGCUGCUGCGCUCAGCCAUGCUGACAGCCAUGACGCGCUACCAGGAUGACCUGGAUCUGAGGUUUAUUACAGAUGAGAUCCAGACUGGGCUGCAGUGCUGUGGGUUGGAUAACUAUCGAGACUGGGAAGUCAACCAGUACUUUAAUUGCUCAUCUCCAGGAAUGCAGGCAUGUGGCGUGCCUCCCUCAUGCUGUGUGGAUCCACUGGGGAACGGUACAGUGUGGAACUCACAGUGUGGCCUCAGGACACAGCAGCUAGAUGAGUUCUCAGCUCAGAGUGUGAUUUUCCUGGGGGGCUGUGUGGGCAGUAUUUCACGCUGGAUCAACCUACACUCUGAACUUAUUGGCAUAGUAACAGCUGUCCUGCUCGGCGUCCAGAUCCUCACACUGAUUAGCACUACACGCUUGUUGGACAGGAUCCAAUGUAACAAAGCACAUGCAUGGUGAUGAGAAACAUGAACUUAAUGAUGCAUGGAGAAACUUCUUUGGCACUGAGAAAUACAAGAUACAAAAGACUGGCAAGUUAGUUAUAUCACUAUGCUGUAUAUGACUUCCUAUUUAUCACAUUCUGUACAUGUUUUACUUCCUUCAAAGCAAACAGUUCAUAUAAUAAUUUUUUCCUCAUAACAUUUCCUAUCCUGCUUUAUUCAUUUUUACUUGUGGUUCAAUUAGAAAGGACAAAUCUUUCAUUCCAAAGGCUAUUGAAGGCUAUUAGUUGGUAGUGUGUCCCUGUUUUUUUUUUUCAGUUUCAUACAUUCAAUGUUAUUGAAAGAAAGGUACACAUACUUUUACAUGAAAAGUACAAAAUAAGAUUUAUUCAGUGCUCCAGUCAUUCCAGUGCUGCUAAUGAUUGUGGGUCUUACAUGUCCUCCAGAAGCAUUAUAAGGCCAGUAAACACAACACAACCAUAGCCCUCAACUGAUUUUAGACAAGACACAUAUGGCUACUUGAAGAUAUGAAAAUAAACAUUUACUUUGCAAAAUUAUUUCUGCUUAAUAAAAUUCAAUCAGGACUGUAACAUUCAAUAAUGAACUAUUUCUACUACUGGGAGAGCUGCUCUUUUAAGUAAGAGUGGCACAUGAAAGUCAGACUAUGAUAAUAAUGGUAAAAUACAAAGAAAUAUGGUGUUUAAAAUGUAGAACAUGACCAGAAACAUAUUUCCAUCACAGAUAUUUUGUUGUUGUUCAGAAUCUCAUUAUUUACUCAAAGCAAAUAAGUUCAAUUAGUUUGGUGUAAUGUUCAAAGAAACUGCACCAAAAAAAACUUUACUAUUUUUUGUACUUGUGAAUGUAGCCUACUGAAAGUAAAUAUUACAAUAACUUAUGUGUGUAAUGCUUAUUCACAUUUGAGGGUGAAAGUUUUUAAUUACCCUCAGACUGUAUACACACAACAAUUGUGAACUUACCAAGGCAACGCUUUAUAUAAAUUGACUGGAGUUUAAGAAAAGAUGAUAAAAGUAAGAAUAAGAGCUGAAUAAAUCCUGUAGAGCUAAAGUUUAGAAUCAGUUAGUGCAGUAAACCUACUAUGAAUAAAUAUUUAAAUAUAGUGCUUACUUGAGUGAACUCCUCAGGUGUUCUUUGGAAAAUUAAGCGUCUUUGGCAUGUUCUACAUGGAACCCUAUCUGAUAGGGAAACACUGUACGAUUCUACAAAGAAGCUUUAAGGGUUUCCCUAGAUGGACAAAUCUUUAGGCUUCUAGAGUUUUAUAGAGUGUACUAUAUGGUUAUCUACCCUGAC